Molecule: messenger RNA, 5818 nt
Organism: Odontomachus brunneus
Lineage: Eukaryota; Metazoa; Arthropoda; Insecta; Hymenoptera; Formicidae
Gene: Pp2C1
Exons: 6
Coding region: 215-3118 (967 amino acids)
Biological process (GO): protein dephosphorylation
Cellular component (GO): cytosol; nucleus
Molecular function (GO): mitogen-activated protein kinase binding; protein serine/threonine phosphatase activity; cation binding
Source: RefSeq, a predicted model, not a curated record
UGCGCGCGAGAGUGUGCGUGUGCACCCCUCGCCAGCUACAACACAGCGCGCGCGGACCUGCCCAGUAAAGCCAGUAAAUGCGAGGCUUCCGUUUCGGCGUGUGUGCCAGUGAUAGAGUGCGUAAUAAGCACGGCGUGUACGGGCAAAUCUACGUACUUGGACAUCGCCGUUGUCGCCGUAGUCAUCACUGGGCGGACAGCGCUCGCGUGUCAAGAUGCCGCUCAGCAUCGGAGUUAACCUGAGGGUGACCGGCCACUGCAAUCAGGGUGGCCGCAAAUACAUGGAGGACAUGUUCUGUGUGGCAUUUCAACCCACACCGGACGACAAGGACCUGGAGUACGCGUUCUUCGGCAUAUUCGACGGCCACGGGGGCGGUGAAGCCGCGACGUUCGCCAAGGAACAUCUCAUGGACAUAAUCGUGAAGCAGAAGAACUUCUGGAGCGACCGCGACGAGGACGUACUUCGGGCGAUCAGGGAUGGAUACGUGAAUACGCACUACGCGAUGUGGCGGGAGCUCGACAAAUGGCCACGAACCGCGUCUGGACUACCAUCCACAGCUGGCACGACUGCCAGCAUUGCGUUCAUUCGAAAAGGCAAGAUUUACAUCGGUCACGUGGGAGAUUCCGCUAUCAUAUUGGGUUACCAGGCAGAGGGUGAAAGCCAGUGGAGAGCGAAAGCUCUGACGAAGGAUCACAAGCCCGAGAGCGGCCCGGAGAUGACGCGCAUUCAGGACGCGGGUGGAAAAGUGAUUAGCAAGUCCGGCGUGCCUAGAGUGGUGUGGAAUCGACCUCGUAUAGGGCACAAAGGUCCAGUUCGCAGAUCUACUCAUAUGGACGAGAUCCCCUUCCUCGCUGUGGCCAGAUCACUUGGCGACUUGUGGAGUUAUAAUUCCGAAUUGAACACCUUUGUGGUAUCACCUGAGCCAGAUGUGAAGGUUAUUCCAGUUGACGUCAAGUCACACCGCUGUCUUAUAUUUGGCACCGAUGGUUUGUGGAACAUGUUGUCCCCACAGGCUGCGGUGGCUAUUGUUCAAGCCACAGACAGACACAAUGAGAAGCACUUGAUAGCCUCUCAGCAGACUGGGAACGGACAACCCGACAUGCAAAUGUGGAUUAAUCCGUCGAAAAGCCUUGUGGAUCGUGCGCUGGAAAAAUGGUCGUCGACUCGGUUGCGCGCGGACAACACUAGCGUUGUGACACUGAUGCUCGACCCGUCGGGACCAUGUCGCAGUGAGGUGCUGUUUAACACAAAGAAAGAUCGUGUUAUACAUCACGGAACGUACGUGCCAACUGCGAAUAUGGUACCUGAGAAUAUCGAGGAAGAAGAGGCCAGUUCGAAGGUGUUGAAUCCGUGUGAAUCGAUGCCACCGCCAAUCAUCGCAGCGACUCCCAAAAUUGACGUCAAGCAACCAGACUCGUCUAACGGCAAUGAGGACGUCGUCGAUCAGGCGUUACCACCGGAAAGAGUUUUGUCCCCUGAAAAGUCACCUUCACCUCACAUCGAUAUUUUCUCGGAAAUACAAGAGACAGGAGUGGCGAGCGAAAAUACGAUAGACAAUGUAACUGAUGUUGCAGAAAGUAUUCAAGUCGACGAGGUAUCCUCCAGCGAGAUGCUGGAAGAAACCGGAGAAUCGGAAAACACAGUAGUGGACGAGGCUGUUGUCGCCAAAUCAGCCGACCUCGAAGAUGAAAAGCAACCAAUAAGCGAACGGAAUGAAACCGAAGCAAGUCACGAUAACGUGCAGCUCUCGACCCAGUCAAAUGCUCAAAAGUCGGAGCAAUUCAAUAAGCUCAAAGAACUUCUAGUAGAAACAGGAGCGUCUGACGUGACACCACAGAACUCAUUUCCCAGCGCGAACGAAAACAUCCAACCUACCACGCUCGUCGGAAGCAAACUGUGUCAAAGUGACGGCAUUGUGUCUGUUGAAAUCAAUGGUUACGACGACGGCGAAACGAGAAACGACGUUGUUUUAAACGGACCGAGACACAAACUACAACAGCACCCGUUAUUCCCAGUUACAACGCCCAAUAUCCGAAGCAUCAAGCGACGACACAGUCUGAACUCGCAAAAUCGCAACGCUUACGCGGACGUCGCGCCUUCGGACAAGACUUACGUGAGUAUCAAGUCGCGAUACAAGGUACCUUCCGCAAAGUCCUCAGUCGCCGGGGACGCUACAAACGAGAACAUGCUGAAAAACACGUCGAACCGACAGACGAGCGGUGGCAACGCUGCCGCCACGGUGGGUAACAAACGCAGGCACAGCGCGAUCGCGCAAGUGAUCGAUGGCGGCUGCGGUAUGCAGCAACAGCAGCAUGAACCGUGCGUGAAAAGGAGGACACGCUCGGAAGACCGGCCAAGUCUCACGGACGAGAACAACCCGGCCAAUCAAGUAACGGAGGACGCCAACAGUCGGUUGAGCUGGCCCACGUCGGAUUCGACGUUGUCGAAGAACAACAGAGCCACCGCGACGUUGUCCGGGCAGGACCGACUCUCCUCGUCCAGCAACUCCCUGCAGCAACUCCAACGAAGGAGUUUAGGAAAGAAGGCCACACUCGUGAAGACCAUCAGAAGGCCGUCUAUCAGCGGCUCGAAUCGACUGCAACAGCUAAGAGGUAGUUUCGGCCUAAGGGACUGGGACCAAGGCAGAAGCAAUCGAGGCAACUGUAACGAUAGAAGACUAAAUAGGACAGUAGCGCUCAUGAGCUCUACGGACACGACGAUGCCGCAAAGGUGGCUAAGAUCAGACACAAUGGCGGCGACACCUGUGAAAACAUUACGUUCGCGUAACGUAGACAUCGCUGGACACACCAUAUCCGCACAGAUGGUCCAUCAGUAUGGUGUGGUGAAGCAGAACCGACUGUCCCUACCGAACAAGCUGAAGCAGUCUGCGAACGGCGGAUCGUUGCAAUCGAGUAGAGUCAGGUCUUCCUCGUUGUCGUCCAAUAAACUUAAACAAGCGAAUAGUAACGGUGGAAGCGUGAGUACUUGCGCGGCCAUUAAUAACGCCACCACAGGUUGUAGUUCCACCUCUGGUAUAGCUAAGAGAGUCAAGUCGCCCUACAAUCCUAGCGCUCGAUCAUUUAACACGCGAUCUCGCAUCAUACGUCUCGGAAAGUAAGGACACAAUUAGCGGCUCUAGAUUUGCAAUUAGCUCGAAGAUUUUCAGGGUAUGAUACUCUUACCCUUAUUAUUAUUAAUUCUUUUUUAAACAUCUGCGUAUUAUCUUACAGCGAUGUAAAUCAAUUGUACACAGCACAUGUAUGCAUAUAUACAUGCAUACAUACACACACAUACACACACUUUAUAUAUGUUUGAAACUUUAUCACUUUCAUCUUCGGAACUCCAUAUUUCCUUUCACUGAAUAUAGUUACUAGGAAUGGGUUUACAUAUAGUAAAUUAUUAGAUUUUUAUGUUUUUUUUUUCUUUUAGAUAUAGAAUUAAAUAAAGUAAAAACAAGUGUACGAUUAUUUUAGAUAUAUGCCAAGAAUUAGCAUUUGUGCUUUAGUUGCGCGAAUUCUUGUAAACUUUUGACGUUGCAAUCGUUUCCUGAAAAUACUGCAUGCGUAUUUAUAAUUUUGUUAUCGAAAUUCAUUAUAUUAAUCUUUUGUAAUCAUACUAGAGCGCGCGUACUCCGUUUUGUUUUAUAAAAUAUAAUUCUGUCGUGUAAAAUAAAUUGUUACGCUCUGCCAUUCUCAUUGUUAAACAUGAUUAUCGAUUUCAUUGUGAGAAGCCGUAAUAUUGUCUAGAAUGGCUUAAAGAAUUGAACUGUGGCAACGACAUCAUCAUAUUCGCAACUUUCAAAUAAUUUCGCACUUCCCAAAAGAGCAUCAUUCGUUUUUUAAUUUUAAUUCUUAUCAGAUGAACAUCAACGAGCGUAUGGUUUCUAAGUGUUGGCACGCUCAAGUCAAACACAUAGAAAACACGAUAUAAUAUUGCAAGUUAUUGCCAUUUCACUAUUAAAUAUUUUUUACUCGCUAUAUUUUGUUUAAGGAGAUUUAUAGGAAGUUAUUGUUGCACAUGUGAACGAGAGAGAGAGAGAGAGAGAGAGAGGGAACGAGAGAGCAAGCAAGAAGUCCCCUUAUCUUUUCUGAUAUUUUCCGAUAUUUAGAUAAUAGUAUGAUAAAUGUUAUAUAACACAUGAUGUGAAAGUAAAUGCAUGUAUAUAGAGAAUAGCAGGACAAUAAGAAAGUACGAAUGCGCGAACAGAAACGUGUCUGUGCACAUAAGUUUUCUUCACAUAUCGAUGCGCUUCUUUAGCCCGUGACAGCUGUCGCUCGGGAUUUUGAUGUUAGGCGAACAAAAUUCGCGACCAAACGAUCGCGUUUUAGAAUCCAUUGUGAAACGCAAAUGAAGCUCGUUAGAGCACAGACUGCAAAGGAAUUAUGUGUCGUUUUCUUGGACGAAUCUCUACCUUUCUGUAAUAAUUUUAAAGAAACAUUGUUAAAAAAUAUUUAUUUUUUAAAUUUAAUAUAUAAAUUCUACUACAUUUAUUUAUUUAUUCUUUUCUUUAUAAGAUAUUCGGAGAUAUGCUUCUUGAGUUAUCGUCCCACAUCGUUCAAUGAAAAUAUCGGAGAUUUAUCUGAGAAAACUGAACGCUUAAUCUUUCUAUAGACUAAUAGUUUAAAAGAAGGAAGAAAAAGAAACAAACUGAUGCUCUUGAUUUCUCAUAAUGAUCACAAUCUUCGUCGGUUCGAGAAGCAUAAACACACAGACAUUCAAGUCGAAGAAGCAUCGCGUUUAACGUAAAACCGAGCGUGUAACCAUUUCUUAGUAAGUAGAUAGCAAUCACUGAUCUGCCUUGGCUGCGUACGAAGUGGCUAUUGAGUAAUUAUCGCGACUGCUAAAUCGGCAAGUUGCCUUUGAACUAUCCGUGCGAACGCAUUGCUAUAGCGCAGAUAGAAGAUAUUUCGUAGCCUAGGUAACUGGGUGAAGUGAUACAUGAAACAUGAAAUUUUCCGAUUUAGACCAAGUGACACUUUUUCCGAGAGAUUCUCGAAAGCGCAAGAUUAUAAAUAGCGAUCACUCGGUACAAAGCGUUUAUAUGACUGUGCGAUAGCAAAAUCUAGAUUAUAGUUACAAUUAGACGGGAGAUAUAUACUUUUGCGAUACGGCUGAUGCAGAUCGAUGCAGACUCCGGUUUCUCGCGAUAUUGAACGUACAACAAUUGUGUUACAAGACGCAAAACGAGCACUAUACCAUACUAGUGAUGUAACGAACUAUUAAGUCUUACCGCGCGGCACAGGAGAGAGAUUUAUAAAUAUAUAAAUAUUAUAUAUAUAUGAUAUUAGAUAUCUCUAUAUAAAUAUAUAUAUUAAUAUAUCAGAGUUUUUGGGAUAACAAAGCGUGUGCGUCGCGUCUUCUAUGCCAUUAGCUCUUCUUUUUUUUUUGUAAAGUUGUAGUUUCAUGUCACGCAAAAUACUGUACUACGAAAGCGAAGAAAAAAAGGACAAUUUAGAAUGAAUAUUCAUUCGGUUUCAUUAUCUGCCGCAAUAAUUACGGACGUACAACGUGUCGCUUCGCAUUUGCAUUUCGCGUUGGUUUGUGUUCCGUCGACAAAUAAAUUUCAAAGCUCACGUUACACUGUAACGUUGAUCGAUGUUUCUUUAUGAGAACGUGUAUUGCUUCCUGGGAAGCUGCAACAAUUCAAAGAGUGUAUUUCGGUGCAAUUUUAUGGGCAAAAUUGAUUAAGACACGGAUAAGUGCGUGUGUCGUUGAAACGUAGGAACUAGAAUUUGUACGUUCGUGCCGCGAAAGGAGUGUGUGGAUUCAAGAACUGAGAACGCUAAAUUAAUUGACGAAAAAUAAAUGUUACCCAUAU